UACCGACUCUUCAAAUUAAUCCCUGACAUCUGUGCUGUGUUGUUUGGCGCAUUGUUUGUGAGGUUCCCCCAGAGCUUUUUUCACACCAGGACCUCUUAAGCCCCUUUUAAGGCAUUGCUCCUCUAAGCUGCGAUGUUUGUCGUGCUUCUUUUGACCAUUAUUUAUUGGCAGAUAGUGUGGUCCAUGCCUCCAGUGUUCCUCUACUAUCACGUCCUGUACAGCCUAGGAUAUGUGACCUUAUGCACGUUAUUCUUUAAUCUCAUAUAUGUAAUGCCGAUAUACUUUUAGAGCCUCCAAGAGUGUAGUCUCAGGUUGUCACUGGUAUUCUUGUAUUCUUGGCAGGAUGUUGCCUCCUUCCUCUUAAAGUGUGUUUUGCUGCCAUCUUGUGAGCAAAAUGUAAAAUGUUAUUCUUUAUUAUUUGUUGACGGUAGCUGUUUUUUGGCCGCUAAAAUUGUAUCAAAGCCAAAACGUAUUCACUAUAGCAUAUGUUUGUGUUUUAUGAAGCUGUUAAAUUUAGUUUAGUAGAUGCAAAACAUGGUUGUUACUAUGGGACGAAGUGCGAGUGCGCAGAAUGUCCCUCGUCACUUCCCGUAUUUGUUUUGCCAUCGGGCGGACGUGAAGCUUUUGAGGUCGUGCAGUUCACCCUAAAUAUGCCUAGCAAUGUGCUGUGUGGAGGAGGCCGGUGGAUUAUUUCCCGUCAAGCAAGGUCUCCUUUUAGGUUACUCAGCCUCGUAAGAAUGUUUUCUGCCACAAGCCCAGAUGAGCCUUACGUUUCCAUAUCUCAUGCCGAUUCAGGUCCAAGAACAGUUUGGCCGGAUGAAAACAUGGGACCAUUCGGACCUCAGGACCAGCGCUUUCAGCUGCCGGGUAAUGUCGGAUUCGACAGCCACCUGGAUGGAAUUGAGGGCAGAAGAAAAACUCUGGUCCACAGAACAGUACCGGAUGUACUGUCCGCGCCCAGCAGCACAGAGAGAGUCCAGUUCAUACUGGCCCAGUUCGUCUCUGAGUUUCAAGAUAAACUUGGUCCUGUAUCAACAAGAGUUCACAAGGCGGAGCAGUACUUUCCUCAGCCCCACACAGACUGUUCCAUUAGUCCGUGCCCUGAGCUGCUAAAAAAAGAUCUUGAGCUGCUGUUUCCACUGGCCCCAAGCGCUGCCGCCACAGUCGUCACCGUGACACAGAAAAGUUUCAGUGAGGAGACGGAGCAGAACGAUGAUCAGCUGCUACACAGAUUCGUGAACGGUGCCAAAGAGAUGUGUUUCGCUCUGUGGACGGCAGGUUACUGGGCGGACUUCAUCGAUCCAUCCACAGGAAAGGCUUUCUUUGCAUCAGCCACUGGUCUGAACUCCCUGCAUACAGAAGGAGAGCUGAGCAACUCAGGCUUCCACAUCGAGGCUUCAGGUGCCUGCACAGUGAUUCGCCACAUCCUGAGGGGAACGUCCGUGUUUGUGGGGACAGUUUUUACCAACGCUCCCACUCACAGCAUGGCUGUGACACGACUACAGGGACUCACAAGUGACUGGGACGACGAGCAGUAGAAGCUGGUCUGUAGUCUUAUUACAUGCUUGGUGACAGAAUCAAGGACUUACUUGAGAUUUAAACACAGAUUUGGUGCUGCGACGGACCUUAUCCUGCUGAUCCUCACAACGGCAGGUGUUUGGUCCAAAGCUCCUCUCACAACUGUGUGACUGUGUGUGUGUGUGUGUCAUGUGAACAUCUACUCCGCCAGCUCUCUGCCUCACUCGCGGAUGAUAACACUUGAGACUUUUGCUUUAUACUCUGGCGUUGUUGCACAAGCCUUUGUCAUAGAGCGACAUUGAAAAAGUAUGUUGAAUAAAUCUACCUGUGAACAGAAAAUGCGUUGUUCAUU
Synchiropus splendidus (mandarinfish) is the source of this 1870-nucleotide messenger RNA. RefSeq names its product metabolism of cobalamin associated Da (gene mmadhca). Gene Ontology annotation, cellular component: mitochondrion. The transcript has 8 exons. The record is from RefSeq and is a predicted model, not a curated record. Gene Ontology annotation, biological process: cobalamin metabolic process. The coding region runs from base 486 to 1538 and encodes 350 amino acids. NCBI's taxonomy places the organism in Eukaryota, Metazoa, Chordata, Actinopteri, Syngnathiformes, Callionymidae.